Molecule: messenger RNA, 463 nt
Organism: Copidosoma floridanum
Lineage: Eukaryota; Metazoa; Arthropoda; Insecta; Hymenoptera; Encyrtidae
Product: aquaporin
Biological process (GO): transmembrane transport
Cellular component (GO): plasma membrane
Molecular function (GO): channel activity
Source: RefSeq, a predicted model, not a curated record
CGUACGAGCACGGGUAUGAACCCGGCACGCGCUCUAGGCGCCGCGGUGGUCAAAGGUGCUUAUCCGGACCAUUGGCUCUACUGGGUUGGACCGAUUCUCGGUGGAGUGGCAGGUGCGCUUAUCUACACCCACGCGCUGGGACCGGCCAAGGAAGCCGAGCUACCGCGGUCGUACACGACCGUCGCUACCGAGGAGAAGGAGAGACAUUAAGACGGGGAUAAAGACGUGUGUCGUUGUUGUUGUUGUGGAUAAUAACAAAUUAACAAAACAUCACGAUUUUUCACGACAAACGUAAAAAAGUAAGAUGAUUUCCUGUUACUCAUUUAAAAUGAGCACUGCAACACUUAAUUGUUACGUGGACAAAAAUACCUGCACACAUUUUUGGCAUUACAUCAUUACAUGUACACCGUUUUUCACAAUUGUAUGGAAUGGAAACAUACAACUACUUUAUCAUCGAAACCUU